Molecule: messenger RNA, 1083 nt
Organism: Monomorium pharaonis (pharaoh ant)
Lineage: Eukaryota; Metazoa; Arthropoda; Insecta; Hymenoptera; Formicidae
Gene: Dhpr
Product: dihydropteridine reductase
Exons: 6
Coding region: 74-787 (237 amino acids)
Biological process (GO): L-phenylalanine catabolic process; tetrahydrobiopterin biosynthetic process
Cellular component (GO): cytoplasm
Molecular function (GO): 6,7-dihydropteridine reductase activity; NADPH binding; NADH binding
Source: RefSeq, a predicted model, not a curated record
GCUCUCGCGAAAUCGUAUACCGUAUCACUUGCAAAUCUUGCGAUCACUUGUCGAAGUCAGUCGAAGUCGAACAAUGGCCGCGGUACUCGGACGUAUAAUCGUGUACGGGGGCAAGGGUGCCCUCGGCUCAGCCUGCGUAUCACAAUUUAAAUCGCAAAAUUGGUGGGUUGGCUCCAUAGAUAUGAAGCCAAACGAGCAGGCAGAUGCAAAUGUGAUUGUAAAUCCGGACAAUAAUUGGCAACAGCAGCAAACAGAGAUUUUGUCCCAAGUUAAAGAUGUACUGAAGAAUGAAAAAGUCGACGGCAUUAUUUGCGUAGCUGGAGGAUGGGCUGGUGGUAAUGCGGCGCACAAGGAUUUCGUGAAAAACAGUGACUUAAUGUGGAAACAGAGCAUUUGGAGUUCCGUCAUAGCUGCUAGUAUCGCAGCUGAAUACUUGAAGGAAGGAGGAUUCCUUUCUUUGACUGGUGCUAAGCCAGCAUUAGGAGAAACACCAGGUAUGAUCGGUUAUGGGAUGGCAAAGGCAGCUGUUCAUCAGUUGACGAAAUCUCUGGCGGCCAAAGAUAGUGGUCUUCCUUCUAACAGUUUGGUAGCUUGCAUACUACCAGUUACUUUAGAUACUCCAAUGAACAGGAAAUGGAUGCCCAAAGCUGAUACAAGCACGUGGACUCCGCUCGAGUUUGUGUCCAAUUUGUUUUGGAAAUGGUCUCAAAAUCAAGAUCGGCCUACUAACGGUUCUCUCCUGCAACUCAUCACUAAGGACAAUAAGACGGAACUGAUCACGGCUUAAAGACAUAAUAUGAAAUAAAAUGGGAACAAAAGGACGGCAAGUUCUCCGAAAGAGCUUAUUCUUAUAUCAAGACUAAUAUGAUUUUCUAUGUUUUUAAAUGUCCAUUCCAAUAUUAUAUUUUUCUAUGCGUUGUAUACAUAAGUCACUUAAUUAUUUAAAGAAGAUAGUUUUUGCAUAUGUGUAAUAUCUAUACAUAGACAUAUCUGUUUUGUUGUGAAUGUGAACUAUAUAUACAUAUACUAUAUUGAAUGUUACAAAAACAAAAAGAAAAAAUCAUUCAAUGCAUCAUGAACGAA